This is a messenger RNA of Thlaspi arvense, 3534 nucleotides long. Lineage: Eukaryota; Viridiplantae; Streptophyta; Magnoliopsida; Brassicales; Brassicaceae. The record is from the annotation of a GenBank genome assembly.
GUGCUACCCAAUUCCGCCUCUCCAUGUUUGAAUACACACAUCUCUCUCUCUCUCUCUCACAUCUCUCUCUCUCCCCCUCUCUCUCUCUUUCGAUUCGAGUUCUUCUUCUUCGUCUGGAUUUAUCGUCUUAAUUUUCGUAGAUAAGUUUUCUGGAUUUUCGUGGAUCUGAUACUGUGAGCCUUACCGGUCCUUCGUACGUUCCCGUAUCCUGGAUUGAUUCAUAUGACGGUGUCUCCGUCUUCUUAAGCUCAUAUUAUUUUGAUUGUAGGCAUUGUGCUAAGCUUAUGAUGAUUUGUUAGACACACGAAAGAAACCGGCUUUGUGGCAUUCUAUAUUGCUUCGCUUGCUAAGUAUGAAGCGUGAUAUGAAAGCUCCGAAUACUCCAGAAGAGAAUCUCCAGGGCAUCCAGAAAGGGAAACACGGGAGGACAUGUGGCCCUGCAAGACGAUCCACCAAAGGACAAUGGACAGCCGAAGAGGAUGAAGUCUUGUGCAAAGCUGUUGAGCGUUUUCAAGGCAAGAACUGGAAGAAGAUAGCUGAAUGUUUUAGGGAUCGGACUGAUGUCCAGUGUCUUCAUAGAUGGCAAAAGGUCUUGAACCCAGAGCUUGUGAAAGGGCCGUGGUCAAAAGAGGAGGAUACGACAAUCAUUGCUCUGGUAGAAAAAUAUGGGCCAAAGAAAUGGUCUACUAUUUCUCAGCAUUUACCUGGGCGCAUAGGAAAGCAAUGUAGGGAAAGGUGGCACAACCAUCUUAACCCUGGCAUUAAUAAAAAUGCAUGGACCCAGGAAGAGGAACUGACUCUUAUUCGUGCACAUCAAAUUUAUGGGAAUAAAUGGGCAGAGCUAAUGAAAUUUUUGCCAGGAAGGUCAGAUAAUUCAAUAAAAAAUCACUGGAACAGCUCAGUUAAGAAGAAGUUAGAUUCCUAUUAUGCAUCAGGUCUUUUAGAUCAGUUUCAAAGCUUGCCACUCAUUGCCCUUCAGAACAAAACUAUCGCUUCGUCUUCGUCGUGGAUGCACAGCAGUGGUGAUGAAGGCAAUUUCAGGCCAGGGACUGAUGCUGAAGAAUCAGAGUGCAGCCAAGCUUCAACUGUUUUCAGUUGUUCACAGUCGAACAAUGAUUUACUAGAUGAGGUUAAACCUGCAAAUGAAGAAUUCUACAUUCCUGAAUUGCCUUCAAGAACAGAGCAGCAAAUCUCACACUCUGCGUCUCGCGCAGAAUCGUACUACCCUUCCCUUGAAGAUGUCAGAAUUGUUGUCCCCGAAAGUUCUUGUGAAGCAGAAUCCUCAAAGAAGUUUCAGAAUCAUAACUGUUCUCACGAGGUUGGAACUACUACAGCUACAGAGAAUCAAUUGCAGGGUGUAUCUAAGAAUACUAAACAGGACGUCGAUCUAGACUCUCCUCAGUUGUUGACCCAUAACAUGGACGUAGAUGAAGAAAGUGAAGCACCCCAAGCUUUCGAAAGUUCAGUCAGAUUAAGUGAUCAACCUUCUUUACCAAACUCGGAAACAGUUAUUCAUCAACAACCUCAAACUUUGAUCACGGACGCGGAGUGCUGUAGGGUUCUUUUCCCAAAUACCGUGAAAGAUAGCGGUACGUCUUCUGGUGAGCAAGGUCAGAAUAUGGCUGACCCUCAAAAAGGCAGAGGAUCUCUUUGUUCCCGGUCUGCAGAAACCCAUGCUCAUGAAACUGAAGACAUUCCAGCUUUAUCCUGGCAUCCUUCAAAUUCUGAGGGUCUGGCUGGUCGUAGUUGUGUUCCUUUGUUAUACUCAGCUAUGAAGGACUCGCUUUUACACCGUAAUGAUUCUAAUGAUUCUAUUCAUGGUUGUCACCUUCUUGGAGCUUUAGAACGUAAAACUGAUGGACAAGUAACUUCCCGUGGCAAUGAUGAUAAUGAUGGUAUCCCAGAACAGCAGGAGCUGUCAUAUCUUCCAAAGGACUCGUUGAAGCUAAUACCCUUGAAUAGUUUUUCUUCUCCUUCUAGAGUGACCAAGAUUUAUUUCCCUAUUGAUGAUAAGCCAGCUGAAAAAGACAAAGGGUCUCUCUGUUAUGAACCUCCUCGUUAUCCAAGUGCAGAUAUUCCUUUCUUCAGCUGUGAUCUUGUACCAUCAAGUAGUGACUUACGGCAAGAGUACAGUCCCUUUGGUAUCCGCCAGUUGAUGAUUUCUUCGAUGAAUUGUACAACUCCAUUACGGUUAUGGGAUUCGCCGCGUCACGACGGGAGCCCUGAUGUCAUGCUUAAAGAUGCUUCCAAAAGUUAUACUGGGGCACCAUCCAUCUUAAAGAAGCGGCAGCAGGACUUGCUAUCACCUGUGCUUGAUAGAAGAAAUGAAAAAAGGCUUAAAAAAGCUGAGGCUUCCUCCUUGGCUAAAGAUUUCUCACGCUUAGAUGUUAUGCUUGAUGAUGACUGCAAGUCCUCUCUUCUGUCAGAAUUUCCUGACAAUAAAAAUAGAUGUGACUCCCCUUCCGAAGCCAGAGAUACUAAGGAUUCUGCUUCAGGUCGGUCAGAUCAAGAAAUGAGUCAUAUAGGUGAGAACCCAAAGGAAACCACUUCCAUGACAAAUGACAAAGGAUGUACUGACGGUGGAGCUUCAGCUAAUAUUGACCAAGAAACUUUUGGAAGUCUGGUUGAUCAUAGGGAUGUUGAGAUGCAACUGAGUUCUCCUGAUAACACUGGAGCUAGACCAGAGAGCAAAGUGAACAGAAGUGUGAAUGAUCCAUCAAACCAACACAAAACGUCAUUAGGUACGAUUCCAAGUGGAGGAAUCUCAUCAGAACCUCCAUGCAGUGCAGACUCUAUUCCUUUAUCAGCAAACGCAGGAAAUAAAACCAGCAUUGCAGAGAGUAGUGUUGACAUUGAAAACUUCAGCAUAUUUGAUGGAACUCCGUAUAAAAAACUACUUGAUACCCCAUCACCCUGGAAAUCCCCUUUACUCUUUGGUUCUUUCUUGCAAAGUCCAAAGUUGCCUCCAGAAAUUACAUUUGAGGAUAUUGGGUGCUUUAUGAGUCCGGGAGAGAGAAGUUAUGAUGCCAUAGGAUUGAUGAAGCACUUGAGUGAACACACAGCUACGGCAUAUGCAGAUGCUUUGGAAGUUUUGGGUAAUGACACACCUGAAUCGAUACUCAAGAAGAGACAGCUGAACAAAUCUAUUCAAGGGAAAGAAAAUCAGCUUUGGCCUCAGGAUCAGCUAGAAAACCGUUCCCAGGUGGAGCGUCGGGCCUUGGACUUCAGCGAUUGUGGGACACCAGGGAAAGCAAAUGUAUCCUCAGUUUCUCCAGGCGGCUACUCGAGCCCAUCAUCUUACCUGUUGAAGAGUUGCAGAUAGAGAAGGCUGCUUUUGUUCAUAAGAGCGUCCUCAAGGGACAUUUAUUCUCUCAGCCUUCAAUUUUUUUGAUCCCAUAUGUGUAUGUCUUAUUCAUAUCCCCUCUUUCUGUCUAAUGUUCUUUGUUAAAUGUGUAGAUCUUUUCAACUCUGGACAUGAUACAAUUGAUUAAAUAGCAAAAAUGUUAGUUCCCAAGAAAUUAACUUUUAAAUUAC